AUGGCUGAACACCGCCUGGAGCAAGAACCAGGGACAAGCCCCGUAUCGGGUUUACUGGCUUUCAGCGGAAAAAUAGACAGGUUUUCGAGUUCAGAGAAGGAUGUGUUCGCCAAGGCACAGAUUACAGUGGCCAUUGGCAUCCCCCUGAUUUACCUCUGGUUCCUGGGCAUCCCGCCUGGGUCUCCUGCGAGCACCUUUGGCAAAGUCAUGGCUUGGGAGUGUGCACUGGAGAACUCCAUUGCGACCCUGAUCGGCCCGGUCUUCGUGGCCAAGCUGGCGUUGAUGUUUGGCUACACCUUUGGCGAGGAGGAGGCCGAGGGCACGUCCCUUUCGGCCGCCACCGCCCUGGGCCAAGCCAUGGCGGCCACCAUCUGCAUCCCUUGGCUGGUGACCUUUGCCCUCUACAGCCUGCUUCACAAGUCGUACCCGUCGGACAUGCGCCGAUUGAAGGCAAAGCUGCAGGCCGAAGAAGAAGCUGAGAAGGAAGGGUUCGUGUGCCAGGAGCGUGACAUCCAGCGCUACAAGAAGGCGCGUGCGCUGGACGAGCGCCGGGGAGUCGAGGCAGUGCGCGAGCUGGGUUUCCGCGUGAAGAAACAGUACGUGGCCCUGGCCGCCAGAGUGACCGCCAAGACCUACCACAUGGCAGAUCCCUUCCUGGACGAGGCAAGCUUCGUCCGAGUUUGCUGCCGACAUGCAAGAGAUUUGCGACAAGUGUACAAGUCGAACGGCGGCUGGACCGAGGGGGAGGUGACGCAGCUGGAGAAGGUCUUCAACAAGUACGACGUGAAGAGGUUGGUCCGGAUGGUGGAAGACAUGUUUCCGGUUCUCGCACGGGACAGGAGGCUACGCCCCGAUCUGCAGCGAAUCAUGAAGGAGGCGCUCAGUGGUUGCGCACGUUCGGAAGGUGUGGGAAUGCAGGAUUUCCUGAAAUUGAUGCAGUUCUUCCGAGAGUUUCAGGACGGACAGCGCUUGCACAAGGAGCAGCAAGCCGUCCAGGCAAGUGGCUGGGAACAUACCGAGGUAGCUCAGCCGGCAGCUCGGUUGCGUGACCUCUUCAUCGCCGCGUCCAACGCGUCGCAUGAAAGCUCGCUUCCCGCUGAGCUUUCCUUCGAGCAGUUCCGGACCAUGAUCCACGACCUCUACCCGCUUGGGGAUGCGCUGACGGCAGAGUUGAAAUACAUCUUUGCAAAGGAUGCGGACUUCCCGGAGUUCCUGCUGAUGAUGAGGUACUUGUGGGACACCGACUGGCCCAGCAGUCCAGGGACAUCCAGGAUUGGCAUCAAGGCGAAGUUUCAAGACAAGACCGAGACGGACAAGCCAUCGAAGGCACCACCAGCCAAGGCAACAUCUACCGUUGGAGGUGCAGGGCCUUCAAACGUGCCCAAGGCUCAGGGGCCUUCUUAA
Molecule: messenger RNA, 1404 nt
Organism: Symbiodinium sp. CCMP2592
Lineage: Eukaryota; Dinophyceae; Suessiales; Symbiodiniaceae
Source: the annotation of a GenBank genome assembly